GCACCAACCAAGAACCCCCAAGGAAUUCCAAGAAUUCUUGUUAUAUACUCGUUCCAACCUUUAACUCUCUUUUCUAGGUUUAUCGAUAUUGAAUCGAUUGAACGCACUUCUAACACUUGUUUACUAUAUCAAUAG
Messenger RNA from Linum tenue, 135 nucleotides. Lineage: Eukaryota; Viridiplantae; Streptophyta; Magnoliopsida; Malpighiales; Linaceae. The record is from the annotation of a GenBank genome assembly.